AUGAACCCCGAUGCGAGUUUGAUUACUGCGCUCGUAGAGCGGUGGCGACCCGAGACGUCGACCUUCCAUCUACCGUGUGGUGAGAUCACGAUCACGUUAGAGGACGUUGUUACACUGUCCGGUUUGGCGAUCGACGGUGAUGCCGUCGUAGUUGAUAUACCGGAUGAGGAGUGGUCGGCGAUCUGUUUGAGACUGUUAGGACGGGUUCCGGUUGAUCUUGUAGGCGGGGUCGCUGUUGUUAGGAUUGUUUGGCUGAGGGUUGAAUUCAGUCAUCUGCCGGAAGAUGCAUCACAGGAGGUUAUAGAGCAGUUUGCACGAGCUUAUGCUCUAUCUCUGAUUGGAGGUGUACUUUUCCCGGAUCGGUCUGGAUCUACGGUGCACCUAUAG
Messenger RNA from Linum tenue, 387 nucleotides. Lineage: Eukaryota; Viridiplantae; Streptophyta; Magnoliopsida; Malpighiales; Linaceae. The record is from the annotation of a GenBank genome assembly.